Messenger RNA from Guillardia theta CCMP2712, 570 nucleotides. RefSeq lists its product as hypothetical. The annotation marks the transcript as partial. Gene Ontology annotation, biological process: regulation of barbed-end actin filament capping. Gene Ontology annotation, molecular function: protein binding. The record is from RefSeq and is a predicted model, not a curated record. Gene Ontology annotation, cellular component: nucleus; cytoplasm. The transcript has a single exon. NCBI's taxonomy places the organism in Eukaryota, Cryptophyceae, Pyrenomonadales, Geminigeraceae.
CAGGACGAGCUGGGCAACUCAGCGCUGCACCUAGCGAUGCUGGGGCUUCAUCUAGAGUGCGCCAGGUUCUUGCUAGACAUCGGAGCUGACGUGAACAGCCUUAACGACGAGGGCAAUACUCCACUCAUCCUCUGCUCGAUCUGCAUAUCAGAGGAAGCCGCAGCAUGUGCGAAGCUCUUGAUAGAGAUGAAGGCAGACCCUGAGAUCCAGAACUUGCCUUCCAACGGAGGAGGAGGAGGAUGCAGGGCUUUACAUUAUGCUUGUGGCGAAGGGAACAUGCCGGUGGUCAAGUACCUGAUAGAGGAGGCUAAGGUGGAGCUCCGGGCGGUAUCAAACGACAUGUUGACGCCGCUGCUGUGCGCCAUGAUCAACAACAGGUCGGACGUGGUCUCCUUCCUGCUCAAGACAGACGCGGGUCUCCUUGACAUCCCCGACAGCAACGGCGACUAUCCCCUGCACUUCGCCGUCCUGGAGAACCUGGUGGACAUGGUGCUGACGCUGUUGCAAGAAGGAGCGGACCCGCUCAAGGUGAACACGCGGGGGGAGACGCCGCUGUCGGUAGCAAUGGAC